AUGACCUCCGAAGGGGUCUUGUCACCUACGGCACUCCACCCCGCGAUUGGUGGCCCUCAAGAUUGCGAAUCCCAGGCUUCCCAAGAUACUAAUAAGGCCGGCAUCCUUGACCGCCGCAAACCAUCCAGCGCUGUGCAACAACUCUCCUUGAACACGGCCAACGCAUCGCCCUCUGUGGACGACCGGCGUACUCCAUCCACUGCUGUUCCGGCCUUGGGUGGUGAAUCCUCAACUUCACUCACCUCUGAUCACUCUGAUAAUACUUGGCCUUGGGUGGCAGCACCAACCCAGGAGUCCCAAUUCAGUCACCGACGGAGCGCACCGUCUUGCGACUCCAUUCCCCGUCAGACGAUUAUAAAGGCAUUGGCAACCGUUAGCCGGAAAAGCAAACCCGAAGCCCUCUCGCUCGACAACAUGCUUGCGACAAAGAUUGCCGCCGACGCCGCCCCUGGCUCUGCAGCGUCGUCGCAGAGACUCGCGGAUGCCCUCCAGGAUUUAGCCCGAAAACAGUCUACGCCUACAACGGCCUUGACAGCCAUGAAAUCACCAUGCUUUUACCACCAGAGAUUUGACGAUGCAGUUGACAUUCAAAAGGUGUUGGAAGAAAUCAAGAAUGACGAGUGGAUGUCGCAUUCACGACUAGUUCAGACGGCCACCGGCGUUCGAGAAGUCUCCAAGCAGUUGCAACGUCGCCCCAUCAAGCGAGCCGUGCGCAAUGUCAUGAUUGUCACCAAGGCCCGAGACCACCAGCUCGUGUACCUGACCCGUGAACUUACCACUUGGCUACUACGAACCCCACGAUACGGUUCAGAUUUAGGAGUCAAUGUCUAUGUCGACGCAAAAUUGCGCAGCUCAAAGAGGUUUGAUGCAUCGGGCAUCCUGGCAGAGAACCCUCGAUUCGAACACAUGCUCAAAUACUGGACCCCGGACCUGUGCUGGAGUCAACCGGAAAAGUUUGACCUAGUUCUCACUCUCGGAGGUGACGGGACCGUUCUGUUCACGUCAUGGCUCUUUCAACGGAUUGUUCCGCCAGUAUUGUCGUUUAGCCUUGGCUCUUUGGGUUUCAUGACGACAUUUGAGUUCGAAAAGUACAAGUCACAUCUGAAUCGAGUCAUGGGGGAUGAUGGUAUGAAAAUCAACCUGCGGAUGCGGUUUACGUGCACUGUGUGGAGGCACGAUGCCGAGGGUGGCCACGUUGACGAGGGGGAGCAAUUCGAAGUUCUCAAUGAGCUCGUUAUUGAUCGUGGCCCGUCGCCCUAUGUUUCCAACUUGGAACUCUAUGGCGAUGACGAGCUUCUCACAGUCGUCCAAGCAGACGGCUGCAUCUUUUCUACUCCGACAGGAUCCACGGCGUAUUCAUUGUCAGCCGGAGGAUCUCUCGUCCACCCCGACAUACCAGCUAUUCUCUUGACACCCAUCUGCCCGCACACCCUGUCGUUCCGGCCCAUGGUACUAUCAGAUACCAUGGCCCUGAGGGUCGCCGUACCCCGCAACUCUCGGGCUACUGCGUAUUGCGCUUUUGACGGCAAAGGUCGAAUCGAAUUGAGACAAGGCGAUCACGUUACCAUUACCGCCUCACAGUACCCGUUCCCCACGGUCACCCGCACCGAUACAGAGUGGUUCGAUAGUGUCAGCAGAACGCUGCGCUGGAACGUCCGGGCGGCGGCACAGAAGCCCUUUGACCCCAGCGCUGCUUCUGAUGGCAUGCUUUCUUUCGACGAGGAUGAUGGUUCAUGUUGGGAUAUAGACACGGACAGCGCAUACUUUCCCAGUGAAGAAGGGAGCGUCAGCGCCAGUCCGAUUAGGCGACAGAUGAGCAUGCUGGGAUUAUAA
Pochonia chlamydosporia 170 is the source of this 1833-nucleotide messenger RNA. Its product is annotated as NAD+ kinase Utr1. Gene Ontology annotation, biological process: NAD+ metabolic process; NADP+ biosynthetic process. Bases 1 to 1833 code for a protein of 610 amino acids. Lineage: Eukaryota; Fungi; Ascomycota; Sordariomycetes; Hypocreales; Clavicipitaceae. Gene Ontology annotation, molecular function: NAD+ kinase activity. The record is from RefSeq and is a predicted model, not a curated record. The transcript has a single exon.